GACUUUCUCAGUUUACAAACGUCCGACAAUGAAGUUAAACGUAUCAAUUUUCAGUCUCCUCGUCUUUCUGUUUGGCCCCUGCGUCAACUGUGACAUAGAUUACCAUACAGAGUACUACAGCAGCUCAAUUGUGGGUCUAGUGAAACUCUUAGAUAUUGAGAACCAGUUCGUGCUUCGUAUGAAAGAGUAUGCCGAGGCACUGGAAGAAAAGCUGGCAACGCUGAAGAUUUACCUGAAGACACUGGAACGCAAACGACCUCAAUCCGAAAAAGAACAAAAACAGUACCUCGCCAAUCCUCUACAUGAGUUUUCACUCAUUCGACGGUUGCGCCAGGACUGGCCCACACUUCAGAAGUACACAAAGCAGGAGGUGGGCGCAGAGCAACUGCAAGCCAUGACAGAGCUCUUGGUCAAGGCGCCCAAUGAGGACGACAUGCUAGAAAUGCUGAAGGGCAUUGAUCGUAUCGAAUACAUCUAUGACCUCAAUCCGAUUGACAUGUCACUAGGUAGACUGCAAGACAGGGAAUUCGGUCAAACGCUUUCCAUACGAGACUGUCUGGCUCUGGCCCAACACAAAUAUGAGAAGAAGGAUUAUGGAGGAGCGUUUGCCUGGUACAGCAUAGCUCUGAAGCGGGAGCGAGAGCCAAAGGCCUUUACCUAUGACAAAGUACUGGGCACUGCACUAAACGGCGUGCGUGAACAAUUUGCCAAGAUGCGUUUUCUCAAAGUCAUGGCCAAGCAGGAGCCUUUGCUGAGUGACAAACAAGUGCGGGACGAGGUCGAAAAGGCUCUCAACAAAUCGAGCCCGGCCUUCGUGGACCACUUUGUGAACGAGCUGCUGGAGCAGGAGGAUGGUGGCGUAUUGUGGCAUGAUAAGAAGUUGCAAGAGCCGUACUAUUUGGGUUGCCGCGGAGGCUAUCCCAAGCGCACGAAUCUCCAUUGUCGCUACAACACGACGACAACACCUUUCCUCAGGCUGGCCCCCUUUAAAAUGGAGGAAGUCAGUCUUGAUCCGUAUAUUGUCCUAUACCACAAUGUGAUUUCCGACAGAGAGAUCGAGGAUAUGAAGCAGCAUGCAACUAACUUUGCUAACGGUCUUUCGAUUAGUCCGGAUUUGAAUGUAACUGAUAAGCCGCAAAUUGUGGCACGAAUGCAGUGGGUAAGAAAAAUGACUCCAUUCACGGAUCGCAUAAAUCUACGCAUCACAGAUAUUACUGGCUUCGAAGUAGAUGAAUUUAAAGCAGUGCAGAUCGGCAACUACGGCAUCGGCGGCCACUUUAUGCCCCACUUCGAUUACACGACGCCGGACCGUUUACGCAUCGAAGACAUUUACGGGCUAGGCGAUCGUACGGCUACCAUAGUAUUCUAUGCGAGCGAAGUACAGGGUGGUGCAACCGUCUUUCCCAACAUUCAAGUUACAGUCCAACCGCAGAAGGGCAGCGCCUUGCAUUGGUAUAAUCUAUUCGAUGACGACUCUCCGAAUCCGCUUUCACUGCAUACUGCAUGUCCUGUCAUAUCCGGUUCUAGAUGGACGCUGACCAAAUUUAUACAUUCGGACUCUCAGCUCUUUAGGAAGCCCUGUCUGGCCAGGAAUGCUUAGCUAACGAAAUAUUAAAAAAAAAAUACUAUUGAAUAAGAAUAAAUUACAGAUAUAUAUUAAUCACGAACAUUGCUACUUUAGACAUUACCUUUGUAUCCGAAAUAAUAUAUUAACUGUCUAUUGAGAGUGUCUCAA
Molecule: messenger RNA, 1735 nt
Organism: Drosophila mojavensis
Lineage: Eukaryota; Metazoa; Arthropoda; Insecta; Diptera; Drosophilidae
Product: prolyl 4-hydroxylase subunit alpha-1
Exons: 7
Coding region: 29-1600 (523 amino acids)
Biological process (GO): peptidyl-proline hydroxylation to 4-hydroxy-L-proline
Cellular component (GO): endoplasmic reticulum
Molecular function (GO): protein binding; iron ion binding; procollagen-proline 4-dioxygenase activity
Source: RefSeq, a predicted model, not a curated record